AUGACUUCUAAAGCUGAAUUACAAAAAGGUCUGACAGUGGAAUCAAGUAGCAUUCAAGAGCCUUUUUUAAAGUCUUCAGAUGCUUUCAAUAAGAAGGAUUUGAUUGAAGUUGAAAAUGGAAAUGAAAUCUUGUCAAAAAAAAUGUUCCUAAUCAAUAAUGCCAUAGAUGAGAUUGGAUUUACUUGGUAUCAUGCCAAACUAUUUUGCAUUUCAGGCUUUGGAUAUUCUGCCGACUCACAGCUUGAAAUGAUUCAGAGCUCAGUGUCACUGUAUGUAAAUUAUCAGUUUGGGAGGUCUUUUCCUGUUGCAACAGAAAUAUUCUAUGUUGGAUUAUUAUUUGGAAGUUUAUUUUGGGGUCUAGGUGGUGACAUUAUUGGAAGAAAAAUCGCCUUCAAUUGGUCGUUGUUCUUAGCAGCACUGUUUGGGUUCUUUGUCGGAGGUAUGAACUCUUACGCUACAUACUGUAUUUUUUUAUUUUUGAACGCAGCUUGUGCCGGAGGAAACCUUGCGCUAGACGUCGCUGUUUUUUUGGAAUAUUUACCUUCUAAAUAUCAAUGGCUUAAUACGUUUCUUGCGGCUUGGUGGGGAAUUGGACAAACUAUUGCAGUUGCUCUCGCAUGGGCUUUCAUACCAAACUUCAGUUGUGACUUAGAAGGUGAUUGUCCUUCCUCUUCAAAUAGGGGUUGGAGGUAUUGCUGGUAUGCGAAUUCGGCUAUUUGCAUGUGCGGGGCGCUUGUUAGAUUAUUAUUCUUCAAGUUAGAUGAGACGCCAAAAUUCUUAGUUUCAAACGGUAGAGACGAAGAGGCAGUCGAGUCUUUGAGAAAGAUUGCUUUGAAAUAUGACAGACCAUUUAGCUUGACAUUGGAAGACUUAGAAUCUUGCGGGGAAUUGCUUGAUGUCUUCAAAAAAACUAAACAUGAACUUGGACAAGAUGAAAGCUUGUGGUCUAAAGCAAUAUCAACAUGGAAACUAAUCAAAAAGCAUGUGAAAAUUUUGUUUGCUACAAAGUUAGUCGCAUAUUCGACAUCUUUGAUACUAUGGUCUUGGUUUUUGAUAGGUCUUGCGUACGACACGUUUUACAAUUUCUUGUAUAUUUAUAUCGCUGAAAAAGGUGGCAAUGUGAAUAGUGUAUCGAUGGUAUACAGGGAUCCUGUCAUAGCAAAUUUUGUUGGGAUUUGGAGCCCGAUGCUAGCGGCUGCAAUGGUAUUCAUUCCAAAAUGUGGUAGGAGAGGAACGAUGGCAUUUGGAGCUGUGUCCAGUAUGGCAAUUCUCUUUGGUUACACGACAGUAAGGAGUGCUGCUGGUGAUGCUGGAUUUUCAUCAGCUACAUACUUCUUUAUUAACAUUUAUUAUGCCUGUUUAUAUGCUUAUACACCAGAAGUGUUUCCGGCGCAAGCCAGAACUACAGGAACCGCGCUAGCGGUAACUAUGGCAAGGGUAGGGGGCGUUGUGACACCAGUUAUAUAUUAUUAUGGUCAAGAGUCUGGGUCAUCUGUUCCUAUUUGGGUUUGCGGCGCUGCUGUAGGCACUUUGGCAGUGACAUCAUUAAUGAUGCCAUUUGAACCUACUUUACAACGUACCGUUUGA
Molecule: messenger RNA, 1587 nt
Organism: Priceomyces carsonii
Lineage: Eukaryota; Fungi; Ascomycota; Pichiomycetes; Serinales; Debaryomycetaceae
Exons: 1
Coding region: 1-1587 (528 amino acids)
Biological process (GO): transmembrane transport
Cellular component (GO): membrane
Molecular function (GO): transmembrane transporter activity
Source: RefSeq, a predicted model, not a curated record